Agelaius phoeniceus (red-winged blackbird) is the source of this 1168-nucleotide messenger RNA. The record is from RefSeq and is a predicted model, not a curated record. NCBI's taxonomy places the organism in Eukaryota, Metazoa, Chordata, Aves, Passeriformes, Icteridae.
AGCGGAAGCGGCGGCGAUGGCGGCGCGGCGCGCGGUUGCCAUGGGGCCCUGGGCCGUACCCCUCCCCCCACGCUGGGCCCCGGCCCUGGAGGGGCCUCAGCACCAGGUUCACCCCGACGGGGACCCCUCGGACCCCCUCCCGCCAUGGCCGCUUCCUGCGCCUGGCCGAGGCCUACGCGGCCCUGAGCGCCCCCCCGGGACAGCGCCGGGACCCCCGCCCCGGCCCGGGACCGCCCCCCGGCCCCGGACCCCCCCGAGCUGGGAGCAGGACCGGCGGCACUGGGAGCAGGAGCGGCGGCGCUGGGAGGAGAACCGGCGCUACUGGGAGCAGUUCCGACCCCCCCCGGGGCGCCCCCCGAGCCCCCCACGGGCGCCUCCUGGGGCUGCUGCUGCUGCUGAUGGCGCUGGGGGGGCUGGCGCACGCGCUGGCCUACAGGUACCUGGCCGGGGCUCACGCCGCCUUCCUGGACAAGCAGGACCGGGAGCUGCGCGCGGGCCUACGAGAGAGCCCGGAGCCGCGCGGGGUCUCCAUCGCCGCCUUCUGCAAAGACUUCAACGAGCGCACCCGGGACAUCAAACCCGGGGUCCCUCUGAGGGUCCGGCUGCUCGUGCAUCCUGACCGGACCUACUCGCUGACCAUCGGGACCCCCCCCACCUCCUACUUCCUAAAGGCCGUGGCCGGAGUGGAGAAAGGCUCGUCCAGACCUGGCCACGAGCCGGCCGGGGUGGUGUCCCUGGCGCAGCUGUUCGAGGUGGCCGUGGCCAAGCAGAGGGACCCGGUGGUGGCCACGCGGGGGCACGGCCCUGCCCGCCCUGGUGGGAUCCCUGGUGGGCUCUGCCCGCAGCCUCGGCCUGCUCGUGGUGCCCAGGCUGACCCCCCAGGCCGUGGCCGAGGUCCAGCGGCGCCGCCGGGAGCUCCAGGCGGCCGCAGCCCCCCCGGGCGGGCAGGAGGAGGACGAGGGGGGGGGCCAGGAGGAAGUGACCCCUCCCCAAAACGGGCCCCAGAGACCGGGGGGGACCCCGGAAACCCGGGGGGACCCCAAAAACCCGGGGGGACCCCAGAAACCCGGGGGGGAACCCCAAAAACCCGGGGGGACCCCCCCACCAAAUAAAGAGCUCCUCCCACAGACCCACGUGGGGUUUGUAAUUUGGGGAGGGGGUCCCGAAA